Coturnix japonica (Japanese quail) is the source of this 1104-nucleotide messenger RNA. NCBI's taxonomy places the organism in Eukaryota, Metazoa, Chordata, Aves, Galliformes, Phasianidae. The record is from RefSeq and is a predicted model, not a curated record.
AUAAACCCCAUAAACCCCAUAAAAACCCCAUAAACCCCAUAAAAACCCCAUAAAGACACCUCAGAAAGCAGCAGCAAAACCCCAUUGACCCCAUUGGGGAUCCCGGCCCUAUAUGAUCCCAUAUAUCGUAUUAAUAUGGCAAUAGUGGAGCCUGAAACCCUACAGGGGGAUCCUAUACAUGGUGAUCCCAUACAGAGCACCAAUAGGGCCCAAUCCCAACCCCAAACCCCAUAUAGUGACCAGUCUAUACCCUAUGGCGACCAAUCCAAACCCCAUAAGACCCAAGCCCUAUAUGAUGAUCAAUCUAGACCCUAUAACCCCCAAACCCCAUAUAGUGACCAAUCUAAACCCCAUAGGCCCCAAACCCUACAAGAUGACCCCAUACAAACCCAAUAUGGCGACAUAUCUAGACCCUAUAAGCCCCAAACCCCAUAUAGGGACCCAUAUAUCCCCCAUAACCUAUAUGAUGACCUAUAUAUCCCCUAUAAGCACCAUAUAGAGCUCCAUAGCGCCCUCCUCCACUAUAUAACCUUCACCCAACAACGAAGCUUCAAUAAGUUGACCCAAAUCCACCGCGACCGCUCCAACCUCCCCAUAGCGCCCUAUAGGGCGGCCAUCUUGGAUGCUUUGGAUCAGAACCGAGUGGUUCUGGUAUCGGGGGAUCCGGGAUGUGGGAAAUCUACCCAAGUUCCUCAAUUCCUAUUGGAGGGUGGUUACAAACACGUGGCCUGCACCCAACCACGGCGCAUCGCCUGCAUCGCGUUGGCCAAUCGUGUGGCCUAUGAGAGUCUGCAGCAAUAUGGACAGCAGGUCAUUUACAACCCCAUCCCUAAAGAAGAAUCCGAAUUCACCCCGACUAAAUGGGAUCGUUUGGACCCCAGACCCUAUUUAAGGGUAUUAGAAUCUAUCGACCGACGCUUCCCCCAGGAGGAAUGUGGGGAUCUCUUGGUGUUUCUCAGUGGGGUCCCUGAGAUUGGGGUCGUGAUGGAGGCGGUUCGAGGUUACGUCGAGACAUCGGGACGUUGGGUUCUGUUACCCCUACACAGCGCCCUGCCCGUGGCUGAGCAGGAUAAGGUGAUAAUGGGGGGAUAUAGGGCGGGAUAG